AUCAACAACGAAACAAAUGCAUGGAUUAUUUACGUAUUUGUAAUGAAAUAAUUUUAAUAGAUUAAACAUCUAAACUGAAAACACUUGACACAGAUAAUUUCCUAAAAAUAAGAAGAUGUCGUCAUUUCAAGACAGGCAGAAAAGCCUGUUCAACACUUUGAAAGAAGCUGAAGACCAAUACAGUUUUUCUAAAACAAACAAAGUUACUCACCAAGACUAUGGUACAAUUGAUAAGUACACAUACAAAAAGUUGAAACAUGAAAUGAAACCAUUUAGAGGCAGAGAAAGUAUUUACAAAAGGCCUGAAGCAAAUAUUCGUGAGUGCCUUAGAGCUAAAACUAUUCCUGACCACAUCAAAAACCCACAAAAGUAUAAAUAUUACUCCUUAGCUGAUGUCACUCCAGAACAAAUGUCAGAUUCCACAAAUACGGCAACAGCUCUAGCACUAAUACGUGACUUGGAAGAAAAAGAGGCAGCAGCACAAAAAUCAAUGGAAACUGACACAGAUGAUGGUGUUUUCAAAAAACCAACAUUCUGUAUUUCAUCUUCUAUGAAAAAAACACCUAAACCAGAAGAAGAAAAGCCAGUAUUCAAGAGCAAUAAAGUUGUGAUGCCUGAGUAUGUUGUAGGAGUCACAAAGAAAAAAGAAAAGAAAGUAAAUUUAGUGAAGAAAGAAAAAUCAAAUAGUGCUGCAAGUUCAUGCACUAAAGUUGAAUUAAAACUGGAUCAUCUCUUUGAAGAUGAUGAAUGAUUUUUCGGCUUAAUAUUUUUAACAAUAACUGUGGACUAAAAUUAGGUACUUAUAUUAUUAUAGUAAUAAAGAUACCAUUUUAUGCC
This is a messenger RNA of Spodoptera exigua (beet armyworm), 837 nucleotides long. The record is from the annotation of a GenBank genome assembly. NCBI's taxonomy places the organism in Eukaryota, Metazoa, Arthropoda, Insecta, Lepidoptera, Noctuidae.